This is a messenger RNA of Actinia tenebrosa (Australian red waratah sea anemone), 2282 nucleotides long. RefSeq lists its product as uncharacterized. The record is from RefSeq and is a predicted model, not a curated record. Lineage: Eukaryota; Metazoa; Cnidaria; Anthozoa; Actiniaria; Actiniidae.
UCGAUGACGUACGAGGCAAAUUGGAUCUCGUGCGCCUGAUAAUGAAUAAGCUAGCGACAUCAAUCAGGUUUAUAACAUAGAGGAAAGAAGUACUAUUUGAAUCUUCAGAAUUUCUCUGUACACAAUUAUGAAUGCGUACAUUUUUCAAGGUAUUUUUUGUGCGUCGAUGUUUUCUUCCUUCUGUGGUAUUUCCAAAGCGAACGAAUCGCGAAGCUUUAUCCUCAUUUCGAACAGAAGACUUGUUCAACCAGACCUGAAAAAAGAUGUUCUUCUGAAAAAAAGAAGUGUUGUCAACCAGCUAAUGUGUGCUCAAUGGUGUCUUCGAACUCCAUCUUGCUCUUCGUUUAAUUUAGAAAAAGAAUCUGAUCAAAAUAAGAAAAAUAGAACAUGCGAAUUACUUUCGCUGGUUGAGAUACAACUACGACCAGAGCUUUCACAAGAAGAUAUUGACUUUGAUUUCUAUACCUCGCCAGAAGAACGCUGCAAAGACAGUUCUUGUGAAAAUAAUGGGUCGUGUGUCGGGUCAUCUUCGACUUUCUACUGUCUUUGUAAAAAUGAAUACAGAGGAGCGCAAUGUGAGAAACACGUUCCAGAGUGCGUCCACUAUCAUAACCUGACCGAAGCUGAUCGUAAUAUCAAAUACGGCAAAAUCAACAAAACAUGGGAUGGCACUGCUGUGAUCACAACAGGACAGUGGUACAGAAUUACUGGUCCCGCGGGAUCUCGUAUGUUAGAUUCAUGCCCCACAUCUGGCUCAUGCAAUGCGGACUUUAAUGGAUGGAUCGACAGUCAACCAAAUCCUGGCGAAGUGCGCGUCCAAAGAGGAGUACAAAAACAAACUCCUUCUAACUGUUAUAAUUUCCCGCAAAAGGUACUUGCAACCAACUGUGGCAAUUUCAAUGUCUACCAGUUGAAAAGUCUUAACAAGUACGUCCGCUACUGUGGUACUGACUAGUAACGCCAUCGGUACAGCACAAGCCGAUCACGGACAGGGUAGUCUCCCUCGCAUCCGUUUUUAGUGUCGGUAGUCACGCAACGUGCGUGACGUGACGACGACACUAAAAACGGAUGCGAGGGAGACUACGGACAGGGAGACCUACUUAGAAAGUAAAUGAUGUAAUGCAUUCAUAAAAAUACAAUGAUUCACUACUAAUGCAAUAGAUAGAACGAUAAAAGAAUACAAUAGAUUUUUUGGAUACAUUCAACAACUGAGUGCUCAAGGUUCUCCCAUUACGGAUACGAUAUAGACCUCUUGCAUGUGAGGUCAAAGCAGCUCAGUUUGGAGGACACAAAAGAAUUUCAAUCUCCUUAGAAUUCAAAACCAAUUUAUAUGGCCCCCAAAUUGAGCUGCACUCCGACCAUUCUCUUAGUCCGUCUUAGUCACCAAAACAAAACAAUCGAAUUUUUCGUAAGAUAGCUGAGAAGACUUUGGGUACGAGAAUGCAAUCCGACGUGCUGCAACUAAUGGAUGUGAUGCGGUUCGUACGCAUGGGGACGAGAUUUCAUGACGCGGCACGGAUACGGUAACUCUAGCAAAUCUUAUCGUGAGGAUAUCAUAUCGUGAGGUAUAAUCAAUGUCAGGAUUAGCCUAAUUUAAUUAGCCUCGUUGACUUGAACACAAAUACCAACGGUAUUACGUGUCAGUCAAUAAAGAGGGUGCCAAUGGGGGGUAUACCCAAUUGUCAGUUAACUACUAAUUUUUCGGCCGAGAGCUGGUCAAAUAAUGAAAUGUCAGUUAAGUACUAACCCCAAUCACCCUCAUUCAAACUAACUCUGUUCAAAAGCGGUCGAUAUUAGCCAUGAGUAAUAGCUUUUAAUGGACCUCAAGUACGUACUCUGUACUCUAUUACUUACGAUGGCCUAGAGGUGCAAUACAAAAGUUCAUUCAGUUCGAUAGCGAUUACAAUGACAACAAGCUUCUCCGAUUUGAAGUCUUGCAUCAGUGAAGCUAACAGCUUAAACUGAUACAAUGUUUAAACUAUCGCGUGUUACGUUUAGUAAACUGUAAAUGCCGUUGACUAUGCAGUGAAUACUCAAAUCGUUAAGAAAUGUGAAAAAAAUUUCUUGAUAUCGUGGCCAAGAAAAAGAGACAGGCAGACAGACAAGUAAGUGGCAGAAGCUGAAAAUUUAGUAUUCUCAUUAACUACGUGCUGAUCAUUUGUGCACGUACAAUUACUUAAAGACCCAUUGCCACUUAUCGUGAUACAUCACAAUUUGUUUACAUUUUGAAUCGUGUCACCACUGAAAAAACAAUUCCAACCUUUUGAAUAAACUCUCAAAAU